Lecanosticta acicola is the source of this 419-nucleotide messenger RNA. NCBI's taxonomy places the organism in Eukaryota, Fungi, Ascomycota, Dothideomycetes, Mycosphaerellales, Mycosphaerellaceae. The record is from the annotation of a GenBank genome assembly.
AUGUCUUCCUCCCAUUCAGCCUUCACAUCCUCCAGCUUCAGCUAUUCCAGCUCCAGCACCAGCGAUGGCCAGACAACCACUUCCGGCCAACGCCAAAUGCGCCAAUCCUACACCGACCCGUCAGGCAAUACGACCACUAAGUCCGCGCGUCAGAACCUCGGCGAAGCGCCUGUUCUCGAACAGAAGAACUACGACGCCCAGGGUCGACAAUUGUUGAGCGGUGGUACUGGAGGAUCUGUGAGCCGUAGGAUCGAGGAUGUCAGCGAUGAGCAGCAAGCUCAAAGGGAUAGGGAAUAUGAGGAGAGGAUGGAGGAUGAGUGAGUUUCUGUUCUGGUCCUUGCCGCAUCAAGUGAUUUCUUGUUGGAGUACGACAUGCUGACGGGUGGAGUAGGUAUGCUAAGCGUGAAGGUGGAGCAUAG